GAAAAUAUAAAUAAAUAAAAUAAACAAACAUAUUAAGAAUACAGCUUAGUUUAUUGCUGAACAAGUAUAAGUAUAUGUUACAAGUGCAUAAAUAGUUUGUUGUUGUACAUAAAUUGUUUAUAAGCCCGUGUACUGGUGUACUGACGAAGUGCUCAGCGCGUGUGCUCCAGGUUGACAUUGACAUCAAUCACUUGUUCACAAAUUGCAACUAUUGCGUGAAGGAAACCUUCCGGAACUAAUACCGCGUGCAUUCGUCAUAUUUCAGCAUUGUGUAUUUCAAAUAUAGUUCACGUCUUCUUGGCAAAAUCAGAUGGUUGUGUGGACGCAUUGCUAGCGGGUCCAGAAUCGCCCCGGAGAUCGUCAAUUAAGCGGCCACGCGUUUGACGGCUUCCAAUUACCAAACCGCUCGGCCCAUCCGUAAUGCAACCAGCUGCACCUGCUUUAUCAACACAAGCCGAAAUUGCUAAAACAAUGCAGCCCCAUUCAGCACAAAAUAUGAUUGUGCCGGCCAACAAAAAGACCAAAAAGUAUGCUCCACAGGUGCAGCCCACAAAGCAGCCCCUGCCACAGACAACACAGCCACAGUUUCAGAUAAAUAAGACCUACAACGUGGUCUCCAUAUUGAAGACUUCAGCGCCGAGCGCCCAGCAACCGUCGCACCUGACACAUCAGCAGCAGUCGCAUCACCUGCAGCAACAGCAAAGCUAUGCCAAUGUGGUAAAUAGAUCGAUGGCGCCCUCCGGCUCACAACAAUCGACGGUCAUUUGUAGCGGUGGCAACAUCAUGACCGUCAAUAGCUGUCAAUUGAAUGCGGGUGACCUGAACUCCGCCUCCAUUUACAAUUUGACUGGCCACCGAAGUCUGCCGGGCGGCAGCAGCAGCGUUCUUGACUCGAAUGGCCGCUUUGUGGGCGGGGCGGAUAUGUGUAAUGGUGGGGCCAGCGCCAACAGUGUAGGAGCCAGUGGCACAGCAGCCGGCGGCAACAGCAGUGGCGGGAGCGGGAGCAGCAGCAUCAUAGCGCUCACCAACUCGCAUGGCGGCAAUGCGCUCGGUAUUACUCUGGGCACCCCGAGCGGUCCCUACAUGCACGACAAGGGUCUCGUUGGCGUCAGUUGUAUCGACAGUAGGAAGUACGACUUUAAGAAUAAUAACUUGCUAACAAACAGUAGCUUCCAAGCCGCACAAGAGUACGUGUCCGCAGGCAAUAACAGUUCCGGCAAUGCGCGUACAAAUCCACAGACUGGCGCUAUCUUCCGCGGCCCACCGCCAACGGUGAAUCAGCCACGGGGCGCUGGCGCCACAGCCCGUCACGUACACAUGCAAACAAUGUAUACGCAACCGAUGCACCAGAUGAUGCCUGGAUAUACACAGUUUCCGCCACGACAACCAACAUUUCCAGCGCCACAUAUUCAAUAUGCACCCGUACCGUAUUAUUCAUACCCAUACCUGCAAACGCUUCCGCAGCAGCCAUCGCACUCGCGCAGCGGCGUAGCCGUCAAUACCGUUAAUAGCGUAAAUGUAGGUAACACGCUGCCUGUGCAGACCGGCCCAAAUGGACCGCUGGCAGGUCCAGGCCCCUCAUCGUCACAGUUACAGAUGUUGACGGGUGCGGUUCAGCAAGGGGCGAAUACGGUUAUUGGAGUUGGAGCCACAGGAAGUGGUCAGGUUAGUGUUGCGCCCAUGGUCGGUGUGAUGCCCGCAAAUGUCGCUCCACCGCCGACGCAGUCGACGGGUAGACGCCGGCUCCAUCGUUUGCAGAUCAUAGAUCCAAACACAAAUAAAGAUAUUCUGGAUGACCUUGAUAAGAAUAACUCGAACGCCGAGAGUGACUUGCAGGAGCACUUAGUCCCUAUAGGUAUUGUACCUAAAGAGCUCAUUAACAUUGGUCUUGGAAUACCGGGCUCUGAUGAAAGAGCUAAUGUUCCAUAUAUAGAACAAAUUCCGGCUCAGCGCUCAGACAUAGUUGUGGGGCAGACCCCAGUAGUUUCAGCAAGAUCAGAUGCUCCAUCUGUAGAAAUAUUGCCUACACCCCAGAAGCCUAAGAGCAAAAAAAUUCCUAUAGUCUCCCCGAAGGAAGAGUCAGAGUCGUCCACAGUACAUACCACUUUGAAAGUGGAUGAUGCUUCUGCGGACACGCAAGCUGUCGUCACUAGAAGCCCCAACGAGACUAUACAACAGCAAAUACAGCCGGAUUGUGUUCCACAGCAACAGCAGCAGCCACAGAAGUUGCCGCGACAGCAACAACAGCAAUCUCCUCCACAAUCGACAGCAGUGCAAGAGGAAGCUUGUACUUCUUACCAAGCUAUCGAGUUGGCCAAGACUCCACUGAGAGCAGCAGGCGCAACCGCGGCACAAUUGCCUCAAGACGAGGCGAAAUCAACAAAACCAGUAACCAGAAUAGAGACAACAACAGGCGCAUCCUCUGUCGCCACCUCCAACGCAUCGAAGGCUCAGCAAAGCAUCGAUGCAGUCAAUGUGCUGGCUGAUAGCGUGGGGAUUAUGCACAUAACUGAAACCGACAUAAAGUACAUAGCGGCAACUGCAACAACAACAGCGGCAGCAGCAUCUGUAGCAACAACGGUAACGCCGUCUCUCUCAAGCGGCAAAGUGCCAGAGCCGUCUGCAGCAGAGGGUCAACAGCAGCAGCAACAAACUGUCUGUACAACGGACCACACUUCUUCCGACCAAGUUGAUAUUAGAGCUGGAGGAGAUUCGCGUUCCCAAAGCACAGAACCACAGCUAAGCUCACACGAAAGCACCCCUGAUGAGACUGAUCGUGCUGCCGUGGCACAGGCAGAGCCACAGAAUCCAAACCUGGAGGCGAUAACCAAGACAGCAAAGGCAUCAACAACAGCAACAUCAAUACCACCAUCAGCAGAAGCAGCAUCAGCCACAUCUGCAAUACCAGCAGCAACAUCAGCGACAUCGCUGCCAGCAGCGACAAUGGCAACUAAGGAAAAUGCUAAAGAAAAUGGCAGCAGUACAGUAUCGCCCGACACUGCCUCUGCUGCUUCCGAUCAGGCAGACCAGAGCUCAGAGCCAGAGGCGGCAGCCACGGCCACAGAUCAAGCAGUUCAGUCACUGAUAAGCUACAAUGAGGGUCAAUGGUCACCGAAUAAUCCGACAGGUAAAAAACAAUAUGAUCGGGAGCAAUUGCUGCAGCUGCGUGAGGCGAAGGCAUCCCGCAUCCAGCCCGAGGUUAACAAUACCUCAAUAUUGCCGCAACCCAAUCUGAUGCCAACGUUUGCCCGCAACGGAAAGGGGCGUGUCUCAUCAUCGAUGGUCGGCAUGAUUGGCGGUAAUCGCAGCAAUGAAUCUGCCGGCAAUUUCGGUGGCAAACAGCUUUCCAUGUCUGGAGUUCAAGGCCGUAACAGCAUGAGCAAGGGCAUGAUGAUACAUGUAAAUCUCUCGCUCAACCAGGAUGUUAAGCUUAAUGAAACCGAGAACGCGUGGCGUCCGCGCGUCUUGAAUAAAGGCGAGAGCGAGAGUCUCAGCGAUGCGAAAUUAACUCAGGAGAAGGACGAUUUGGUGCGUCGUGUGCGCGGUAUAUUGAAUAAGCUCACACCGGAGAAGUUCGAUACGCUAGUAGAGGAGAUAAUUAAAUUGAAAAUAGACACACCCGACAAGAUGGAUGAUGUAAUAGUGUUAGUGUUCGAGAAGGCCAUUGACGAGCCAAACUUUUCAGUGUCGUAUGCUAAGCUUUGCCAGCGCCUUAUUUUUGAAGUGAAGGCGCGUGAUGAGCGCAUGGAGAGCGGCACCAGAACGAAUUUGGCGCACUUCCGCAACGCUCUCCUCGAUAAGACGGAGCGCGAGUUCACACAAAACGUUUCCCAGAGCAAGGCCAAGGAGAAUAAACUGCAACCGAUGGUGGAUAAAAUUAAGAAAUGCACCGAUCCUAAUGAGAAGGCUGAACUUGAGGCACUAUUGGAGGAAGAGGAGCGCAAGAUACGUCGACGAUCCGGCGGCACAGUCCGUUUCAUUGGCGAGCUUUUCAAGAUUGGCAUGCUGACUGGGAAAAUUAUUUACUCAUGUAUUGAUACAUUGCUCAAUCCACACUCGGAGGACAUGUUGGAAUGCCUGUGUAAACUUCUCACCACAGUGGGUGCAAAAUUCGAACAGACGCCGGUGAAUCCAAAGGAACCGGGACGUUGCUACUCACUCGAAAAGUCAAUAGCUAGAAUGCAGGCGAUCGCAUCCAAAACAGACAAAGAUGGCGCUAAGGUUAGCUCCAGGGUGCGCUUCAUGCUCCAAGACGUGAUCGAUCUGCGCAAAAACAAGUGGCAAUCGACGCGCAAUGAGGCGCCCAAGACCAUGGGUCAAAUUGAGAAGGAAACUAAGAACGAGCAGCUAUCUGCACAGUACAUGAAUUACAGCGGAUCGAUGUCAACUUCUGGUCCCAAUGGACCGCAGGUCGGCUCUGGCAAAAGAGACGAUCGUGGAGGAGGUGGCGGCGGCGGUGGCGGCGGUCGCUAUGGCGACAAUCGUUCCGGCUAUGGUGGCAGCCACAGUCAACGUGGAGACUCAGGCAGCAUGCGUCAUCAGCAGCAGGGCGGUAACAGCGGCCACUCAAAUGGAAACAAUGACGACAACAUCUGGCACGUACAGACAAGCAAAGGCAGCCGUUCGCAAGCUGUUGAUACCAACAAGUUGGAGGGACUGUCUUUGCAGCUCAACCAAAACUUUGAUACUAAGAAAAUGGGUGGCGUUAACCAGUUUAUUUGGAACAACAAUGCGAGAGUGGCCCAGCCAACAAACAACUCCUUUGCGGUGCUAUCCUCGUUGAUUGAUAAAAGCAGUACGGACAGGGAUCGGGAUCGCAAUGAUCGCGAUCGAAAUGAUCGUGAUCGCAGUGGGCCCAAAAACAAGGGCUCAUACAACAAGGGUUCUAUGGAGCGUGAUCGCUAUGGUGAUCGUGACCGUGGCAUCAACUCAAGAACCGGGUCGUCUCAGGGUUCAAGAGAGAACUCUUCCUCACGCGGCAGCCAACAGGGUCGCGGAAUGAUGAAUACUUCACUUCAGAAAUCUGCUAGUCACUCAAAAUAUGGGACACAGUUUCCACCUGCCGCCAGACUUGCCGCAAAGAGUUCAGUAUCUAAUCCAGCAGCGGGCGGUUUGUACCGUCUUGACCAUCAGUCGAGCUCCUCACAGUCUGUACAAAAUAAUUCGAAAGCAAGUCCGCCGCCAGCAGUUUUUACUGAGUUGAGCGAUAACGAGUUGAAAAUCAUCAAGUCUGUGUUAUCUGAGAUGAUGGAACUUGCGGCAGCUUCAAAAACGGUCACACCCUCGACUGUAACAUGCAUAGAACGGAUACCGGAGGCACAUCGCUGCGGUUUCUUGUACUACAUACUAACCGAUUAUUUGCAUUUAGCGAAUGUGGGGAAACAGUACAGGCGAUAUCUAGCCAUAACCGUUGCCCACCUCAUCCACCAGAACUACAUGUCUUUAGAUCAUUUUAGACUGGCAUAUAAGGAAUUUAGUGAGAUCGUGAAUGAUUUAAUUGUAGAUAUUCCAGAACUGUGGUUGUAUGUUCUGCAAUUUGCCGGUCCAUUGAUUGUAAAGAAAAUUUUGACAGUGGCGGAUUUGUGGAAUAAGCAGCUGAAAGACAGUAGUCCACCCUACAUGGGCAAAAAGUUCCUUAAAACCUAUUUGACUUAUUGCACACGGGAAGUGGGACCGAACUUUACGCGCAGCAUGUGGAAGAGAUUCAAUUUACAUUGGAGUGAUUUCAUGCCCGAUAACGAAGUCAACGAUUUUAUUGCUACCAAUAACUUAGAGUAUGUGGAGAAUGAAUCGAAGUGGCCACUGAUUGAAGUACGCGAGUCACACGAGAAGCACGUUAAAAAUGUGAUAGAAAAUGUUGAGCAUUUGCUGAAGGAAGGAGCGACGGCGGACUGUAUAAUUGAUUAUUGUAAUGGUAAUAUUGUGUCGGCCGAUAAACUUUUUAUACGCAGUUUGACCCACACUUUGAGCAACUUUGCGAUUUUGUUCAAGGAGAACACAUAUAAAUUAGAAACAGAGAACUUUCAAAAAUUCUGCAUACCCGUUUUCCAACGCUUUAUCGAUUUAGAUGAGGAACAUCAGCUAGAAUGCCUAUAUUCCAUGCAGUUGCUGGUGCAUAGUUUAGAACACCCCCGAGGUUUGUUAAGUGAGUUGUUUGGUGAACUUUACGAUGGAGAUGUUAUACAGAAGGAGUCGCUCUGCAAAUGGCGUGAUUCCAAGGAUCAGUCAGCAGGCAAGGGUGUGGCCGUCAAAAGCCUUAAUCCUUUCUUCAACUCAUUAUUCAGUGACGAGACCCACUAAAGCAGCAAACAGCUGCCAUAGGGAGAUAGGGAUACACAACACGACCCCAAAUUUUGGAGUAACGUAAUUAGUAAGAAGUAUGCAGAGAGCGAGGUGUAUGAAGCAGAGAAUGUAUAUUCUACUACAAUAUAUAAACCAUUUCAUUGUUACGGACUUAUCUCGAUCGAUAUUGCGGUCCCGCACUCUAUGCAAUAAUAAACAAGUGUAUAACUAACUGUGCAUGCACGUGUAAAAUAAAAGAAAACCUGGAGGAAAA
Molecule: messenger RNA, 6556 nt
Organism: Scaptodrosophila lebanonensis
Lineage: Eukaryota; Metazoa; Arthropoda; Insecta; Diptera; Drosophilidae
Gene: eIF4G1
Product: eukaryotic translation initiation factor 4 gamma 3
Exons: 17
Coding region: 421-6300 (1959 amino acids)
Cellular component (GO): eukaryotic translation initiation factor 4F complex
Molecular function (GO): translation initiation factor activity; protein binding; mRNA binding
Source: RefSeq, a predicted model, not a curated record